Molecule: messenger RNA, 2107 nt
Organism: Tigriopus californicus
Lineage: Eukaryota; Metazoa; Arthropoda; Copepoda; Harpacticoida; Harpacticidae
Exons: 3
Coding region: 350-2011 (553 amino acids)
Source: RefSeq, a predicted model, not a curated record
UUCUACACUCUUUGCCAGUAGCAACAACAACUUACAAUUAAGUAAGACAUUUAAGCUUCACCUAAAACGUCCUAAAAAUUGCAUUAACGACAGUUGAACCAAUGAAAUAUCGAUGGAACUCUUUUGAAUGUGCUUUUGAAUGAGAAUGAUACCCUGCCAAGUACAAAGUGGCUUGAAAUAUUAAUGCCAUAAGUGUUUAAUGGUGUUCUCCUAAUAUAGAAAGAUCCCCCGGCUGAGUAAAUCACUCAUCGGAAAGUAUUGACAGUGAAUUUCCACAUGGUCGGCUCAUCAAUGUUUCAUCAAGAUAGCUUCAAGGGCUUCAAUUUUGAGUAGUUGGGUGUCGACAGUCAUGAGAUUAGUUCCCGUCAUUUUAUUAGCUACGGUGAUAAAGAUAAAGGGUGAAAGGUGUGGAAUGGAAUCAAACUUGGCACAGAUCCUGCAGAACAAUGGCUGGAAUUACGUGAUGGUCGUCCAUUCAGGCCCAAUAACUCAAAUGUGCCAAUGUUUGACCCAAGAGCUCAUAAAGAGACAAGUUUAUGCGGCAAGCGUGGCAUCGGUCAAUUUGAACAUCACUUACGAUUCCAUGUUUCGUUACUUGUUUUUGCUCAAUGACCUUUCUGAAUAUGACCAUUUGGAGCCAUUGAUUGCCGCGACCAAACCUCAAAAGAGUGCAUUGAUCCUGAACAUUCCAUCCGAGGCUGAAGAGGACCUUUUGACCCGGAUCAAAGUGCAAGAUUUAUAUUUUUACUUGUUGUCCCCAUCACCCUCUUUGCGGAUCCGUUCCGUCAUCUCCACGCCCAGAUUUAGCCACCCCGUGAUUAACGAAGUACUCCUCAACCCUGACCUUAAAUUUAUUGAGACUUACGACCUUCAAGGACAGACUGUAUCUGAAAUAACUGUUCCUUAUUUCCCAUACAACUUUGAACAAGACGGACAAGCUCAUGGGAUGAUCCCUGACCUUUUUCAGUCUUUAGGAAGCAGAUUCAACUUCAGCGUAUUUCAUCUAUUCGUUUCGGAUUGGGGCGUGGUACCGCUUGAAAAAGGGCCCUUUCAAAAUAACACCUUUGUCGGGGCCAUGGGGGCUGUGAUCCAUGGGGGCUUUGACUUGAGCCUUUCGUCUUGGCUGGCUGUGCCUGAGCGAAGCCCACUCCUCGAUAUGGAACCUACCUACAUAAUUCGCAAUGUAAUGGCCAUUGUGCCAAAACCAUUGAAGGUGGAUCUAAAGUUCUUUCAGCAUCCCUUUUCCAUUGAGGCCUGGCAGGGCAUACUCCUCGUGGCAUUCCUGAUCUGCGUUACAAUCAUUCCCCCGUCAUUACUUUUGGGGAAUUAUGAAAACACCGAUGCCUACAAUUGGGCCUCCUUGAGUGCCUGGUCGUUCUUUCUUCUCAUUAAUUCGUUUUACGGCGGAGCCUUGACCAUGUUCUUUAGUACCAAGGCUGCUCCACCAUUUUCCCAAUUUCACGAAGUCGUUCAAGCUUAUCCCACAUGGAUCCUCAAGACCUUGGCAGGGACAGAUGUAUACUUCAAUGACAAGGCAGAAUGUGGGGAUCCAGAUUUCAAGGCGUUCUACGAGCGAAUGGUUCAGAAUCCGGAAGAGACCACGUUCACCAAUAUUGGCCAUGUUUUGAGAACCAUGGAGGAGGAGUACAUUGUGAUCUUGGCCGAUUUUAGCGUUCUGCAAUCGUCCUUCCAGAUGAAUUUAGAUUUUAAAGCUCACAUAGAAAUAUUGGGGACCAUGAGAGAGUCUUGGACCAAUGUGAUCUUGAAGAAACACUCACCUUUGAGUCCGAUUGUUAGAAAAGGCCUGAACUCUCUUCGGGAUUACGCUGUGAUGGAAAAGACGAGAGCCAAAUGGAUUGGGCAAGGGGUACCCAAAUCAACAGAAAUAUCUGCUUACACCCUAGGAUUGGGCCAAACACUUCUCGUUUACUUGACUACACUCAUAGCUUGUAUCCUGAGCUUGAUGAUUUUGGGAUUGGAACAUUUGUUCGCCAGGUUUUACUCCUCCUAACAGCUCGGAAACCACGAAACGCUCGCUUGAGAAUCCAGGAGAUAAAUGUAUCUUUCAAUAAUUCACUCAUUGACAAAUAAAGAGGAUUUGAACCUA